AGCUGAUUUUCUUCUAUGUGAGAGACGGUUUACUUGGUUAGAUUUAGGCAAGUGCAUCAAGUUAUUUAUCAAAUAAGAAAGUGUAAGUAGAGUAUUGUAUCAUGUAAAUAGUAGUUUCAACUAAACAAUCCGCGUUAUUUAUUUGGGAACAAUAAAAAUAAAUAAUGAUAAAGGGUUUAUAGUUUUGCAAUUUAAUCUGUUUGCAACAGAGCAAAGUUUAUCUGUUUUGAUUGAAAAAUGUUAGCGAUAGUUAGGAUUUUUUGAAUCCCCUCUAUUUAUUUGUUGAAAUGACUUAACAAUCAAGUCAUAUUCGGCUUUUAGUGUUUUUUUUUUUAUCCAAGUGAUGAGUUUAUUGGGUUUUACUACCUAUCAGCUGUCGAGUUGCACCUGCUGAUCACACGGGUAGGUACAUGUGAGGUCUUACUCUCUCAGAGGUAUGAGUUCAUUCUCCUCCAACUUUCAGUUGCAACCAUUACACCAGAGUUCCUACAGGUUUCAGUGUCCAGGGUUGUCACUCCUAAAUUCAGAGGUAUUUAAAACAAGGAAAAUGCUAUUUUGUACGGAAGUGUUGUGCAAGAAUACUCACGGGAGCGUGAAAACUUUCUACUUCCACGCGCUACACUUUCUCUGUCCAACAAAAAUAAGAUUAAAUUAAAUAUAAAACCUGCAGUUUGUAACUAAAAAAAAAAACUGCAGUUCAGCCAAAAAAAGAAUGGAAACCCACGAUCUCCACUCCCGCGAAUCAGAUACUCUUUCCUGCGAAUUGUUUCCUCAUUCCCGCGAAUCAAAUACUCUGAUUGGAGUUCAAUCUCAUUUGUUGCGAAAUAGCGUCGUGGUCGUUUUCUCAUUCUUACGUCUUGCCUCUGUGAAUUUGAUCUCAUAUUCAUCCUCACAUAACUCUGUUUCUGCUUACUAUCAUAGCUUCCAUUGAUUCAUAGCCUAAAGCAGAGUAUUUCAGAUUUCAUUUCACUUACAAUGCAAGAAGGAUUUGAGUCUUGUGAUGAAUUGGAAACUAAUGAUUGUUUAGAAGCAAAUGAUACUUAUGAAGAAGAAACACCUUGUGAUGGGAUGUCAUUUGGAUCUGAGAAGGAAAUUACUGAGUAUUACAGGAAUUAUGCUCAGCGGGUGGGUUUUGGAACUACUAAAAUAAGUUCAAAAAAAGGAGAUGAAGGGAAAAUGUAUUUUACUUUAGCAUGCAGUCGAUCUAGAAAGUAUGUGAGUCGCUCAAAGAAUUUGUUAGAGCCAAAUCCUGUAACAAAAACGCAGUGUAAGGCUAGAUUGAAUGCGUUUAUGUAUUCAGACGGAACAACUAAAAUUUCAAGUGUUUUUUUUUAGCAUAAUCAUGAUCUAAGUCCAGGGAAAGCACGAUAUUUUAGAUCUAACAAAAAUAUUGGGGCUCGAAUGAAGAGGAGGUUAGAACUUAAUGAUCAAGCUGGGAUUAAUGUGAGUAGAAAUUUUCGAUCCUUGGUCGGUGAAGCAAAUGGGUAUGAGAAUCUCACAUUUGGAGAAAAAGACUGUAGAAACCACAUAGACAAAGUAAGACGAUUACGACUUGGGACAGGAGAUGCUGAAGCAAUACAAAAAUACUUUGUUAGGAUGCAAAAGCAAAAUAGUCAAUUUUAUUAUGUAAUGGACGUCGAUGAUGAAAGUCGGUUACGAAAUGUGUUUUGGGCAGAUGCAAGAUGUAGGGCCGCAUAUGAAUAUUUUGGCGAAGUCAUAUCUUUCGACACCACUUACUUAACAAAUAAAUAUGACAUGCCUUUUGCUCCUUUUGUUGGAGUAAACCAUCAUGGUCAGUCGAUGUUGCUGGGUUGUGCUCUGUUAUCAAAUGAGAAUACUGAAACUUUUACUUGGUUGUUUAAGACUUGGUUAGAAUGUAUGCAUGAACGUUCUCCAAAUGCCAUAAUCACUGAUCAAGACGGAGCAAUGAAAAAGGCAAUUGAGGUUGUCUUUCCGAAGGCUCGUCAUCGGUGGUGCUUAUGGCAUUUAAUGAAAAAGAUUCCAGAAAAGUUUGGUAGACACUCUGACUACGAGUCUAUCAAAACACUUUUGCAUGAUAUUGUAUACGAUUCUUUUAGCAAAAGUGAUUUUAUGAUGAAGUGGGAAAAUAUGAUUGAGUGUUACAAGCUACAUGACAAUGAAUGGUUGAAAGGGAUAUUUGUUGAACGGCAUCGUUGGGUUCCUGCAUAUGUAAGGGACACAUUUUGGGCUGGAAUGUCAACUACACAACGAAGUGAAAGUAUGAACUCAUUUUUUGAUGGAUAUGUGACCUCAAAGACAACACUAAAGCAAUUUGUUGAGCAGUAUGAUAAUGCAUUGAAAGAUAAAAUUGAAAAGGAAAACAUUGCCGACUUUCGUUCGUUUAAUACGGUUAUUGCUUGUAUUAGUCACUUUGGCUUUGAAUUCCAAUUCCAAAAAGCCUUUACCAAUGCAAAGUUUCAGGAAUUCCAAUUGGAAAUAGCUUCUAUGAUGUACUGUCAUGCAUGUUUCAACAGAUUGGAGGGUUUGGAUUCAAUAUUUUCUGUUACAGAAAGUAAGAAAUUAUAUGACAAGAUGAAAGAUAUUGUGUUCAUGGUGCUCUUCAAUGAAAAAGACUUCAUGUUAAAAUGCACCUGCCACUUGUUUGAAUUUAAAGGCAUUUUAUGUAGGCACAUCCUUUGUGUGCUUAAGCUCAUAGGGAAAACAGAUUUCGUGCCAUCUAAUUAUAUUUUGGCACGGUGGAGGAAAGAUAUAAAGCGGAGGUAUACACUUAUUAAAUGUGGUUUUGAUAAUUUGGCUGGAAAAACUGAAUUGCAACGUGUUGAUAAAGCUUGUGACGCCUUUUAUGAAUUUGCUUCAACAAGGAUAAAUAGUGAAGAUGAUUUAGUGAAAGUGAUGAACUGGAUUCAAAACAUGAAAAUUGAGUUACCAUGUAAUGAAACAUCUCCUAGAAUUAUAGAAGAAGAUUGUUCAGUUCAAAGCCAAGCUACCAUUCUUGAUCCUAAACUGGCUCGAAGUAAAGGGCGUCCUCCUUCGAAAAGGAAGACAUCUAAAUUUGAUCAGAUUGUGAAGAAGAAGCUUGCACAAAAGAAAACUAAAAAGAACAACCAAAAUAGUAAAAAAACUCAAGGUCCUGAAGAGGGCCCAUGCAUAUCUAGAGGUCAAGAAAUUGAAUAUGAAGUGUGUUACAGAUCUCAACUUGGUGAUGGAAUUGGCACACAAGAGAGCAUUCAAGUAAACAAAGAAUAUUCUAGUCGAGUAAAUCAGCAGGAGCAGAACAAUGUAUGGAGUGGUGAAAAUGGUAGUGUAAAUACUGUAGCUCCCUUCAAUCCAAAUCAAGAACAUCUUGGUGAAGAAAACAAGGAACGACACCAUAUGAAGGAUCAACACAAUCAUCACAGAGACAUAAGUUGAAUGAUCCAGCCAUCAAAAGCCAAGAUUAAGACACUGUUGUUACGAGUUUUUUUUUGUUUUCUGCAGUCAUGGUAUGAGGGUCUGCAUGAUUUGCAGUUUGGGUGAUGAUUGGCUUUUUGUUGUUAUGCUGUAUAGCCACAUGCCUUUUGUUUUCCCUGUUUCGGCCUUUGGUGCCUCCCAGUGUUUGUUUUCAUCAGUGCGUGGAGACUUGUUUGUUUGGAUUUGUUUGUAAACUCUAGCCUUUUGCACUCCUUGUGCUAGGUUUUAUUGAAUGAAUUAAUCAGUUAUAAAAAA
Medicago truncatula (barrel medic) is the source of this 3687-nucleotide messenger RNA. Its product is annotated as protein FAR-RED IMPAIRED RESPONSE 1. The record is from RefSeq and is a predicted model, not a curated record. Lineage: Eukaryota; Viridiplantae; Streptophyta; Magnoliopsida; Fabales; Fabaceae. Gene Ontology annotation, molecular function: zinc ion binding. The transcript is spliced from 5 exons. Bases 1402 to 3393 code for a protein of 663 amino acids.